Messenger RNA from Oncorhynchus nerka (sockeye salmon), 3075 nucleotides. RefSeq names its product protein kinase C eta type-like. The coding region runs from base 588 to 2624 and encodes 678 amino acids. The transcript has 14 exons. Gene Ontology annotation, biological process: peptidyl-serine phosphorylation; intracellular signal transduction. Gene Ontology annotation, molecular function: diacylglycerol-dependent serine/threonine kinase activity; ATP binding. The record is from RefSeq and is a predicted model, not a curated record. NCBI's taxonomy places the organism in Eukaryota, Metazoa, Chordata, Actinopteri, Salmoniformes, Salmonidae.
AUGUACUUUCUAACAGUAUUAUAUUAAUCCUUGACAGUAACCGUGGAGACUACAAUCUCUAACACAUAUUGGCAAUACCUUUUACAGUUGCAUGCAGGUAGCAAUCAAAUUUGUCAGAACAAAAUGUAAACACGUUGAGAAAGAAGAAACUUUACAGGGAAAUCAUUGUUGCUACUUCUGGUAGGCUACUUCCUUUUUACGGAACUUAUUUGAAGAGCUUCUUUGAAGAAGGUCGUUCUUCAGGACGUGCGGAGCUUUCUGUUUUAGUUCACUUCAGCUGGGGUGUUUCGGAAGGCAAGGACACACAUUUGACCAGGAAAGUGCUCAGGACCAAGGGUCAAGAGCACUGUGAGAACGCAUCACCUGAAGAUGGCAAAUGACAAGAGCAACGCGUUCGAAUCGCUUUAGGACGCAACAUUGGACUCCAAUUCAGUCAACGAUAUUGAUGUAUAUUCUUUAGAAAUUAUAUCAGCAUUAAGAAUGCUUUGCAUGCAUGUUAAAUCCAUAUCGUAUUUUUAAUUUUAGUUAAGUAUAUUGUUAUUACUUUGAGUUUGUAGACGUUUUUUUUUCUUUAGAGGAACACUAUCAUGAAGUUCAACGGGUAUCUAAAGCUUAGAAUUGGUGAGGCGUUGGACCUCAAACCAACUACUUUUUCCCUUCGCCAUUCUACAAUGUUCAACAAAACAGCUCCCACUUUGGACCCUUACAUUGUGAUAAAGGUGGACGAGUACAAAAUUGGACAGACGCAUACAAAGCAGAAAACCAACAUGCCAACUUACAACGAAGAGUUCUGCCUCAAUGUCAACGACGGCAAGCAUAUAGAGUUGGCUGUAUUUCACGAUGCGCCCAUAGGGAAUGACGAUUUUGUUGCUAACUGCACAUUUCAAUUUGAGGACCUGAUGAAAACCUUGAACACAGAAGAGACUUUUGAAGGAUGGGUGGACCUGGAGCCAGAGGGCAAGGUGUUCAUCCUCAUAACACUCAAUGGCUCCUUCAUUGAUGAUGACGCCACGGGGAAGGCCAAGGUGUUCAAGCAGUUCAACAGGAAGAGGCAACGGGCCGUGAAACGCAGGAUCCAUCAGGUCAACGGACACAAGUUCAUGUCCACCUUCCUACGGCAGCCCACCUUCUGCUUCCACUGCAAAGAGUUCAUCUGGGGUGUGUUUGGGAAGCAGGGCUACCAAUGCCAAGUAUGCACGUGUGUGGUUCACAAGCGAUGUCAUCAGUUGGUUGUCACGGUGUGUCCGCGUAUGAAGAAGCCUGUCAAGGAGCCGACCACCAACCAAGGCUUCAGUAUCAACGUCCCUCACAAGUUCAACAUCCACAACUUUAAGGUUCCCACCUUCUGUGACCACUGUGGUUCUCUACUGUGGGGCCUUGUCAGACAGGGUCUACACUGCAAGAGCUGUAAGAUGAACGUGCACAUCCGCUGUAAGGGCAACGUAGCACCCAGCUGUGGGGUCAACAGUGUGGAGCUGGCCAACAAGUUGGCAGAGAUGGGCCUGCAGGCCGGGGGGUUCUCCAAACGCAAUUCGCUGUCCACUGGAGUGCAGGGCCAGGAGCGGGCCCUCAGUGUGAGGAGAGAGAGUGAAACCCCUCAGCAGCAGACCAGACAUCUGGGCAUCUCUGACUUCACCUUCCUACAGGUGCUGGGGAAGGGUAGCUUCGGCAAGGUGAUGCUGGCUCGGUUGAACAGCGGUGAGCGGGUGUUUGCAGUGAAGGUGCUGAAGAAGGACAUAAUUCUGCAGGACGAUGAUGUUGAGUGCACCAUGACAGAGAAGAGAGUGCUGUCACUGGCCAGCUCCCACCCGUACCUCACUCAGCUCUACUGCUGCUUUCAGACACCGGACCGCCUGUUCUUUGUGAUGGAGUUUGUCAAUGGGGGCGACCUCAUGUUCCACAUCCAGAAGUCCAGAAAGUUUGAGGAGUGCCGCGCUCGCUUCUACACCGCCGAGAUCACCUCUGCACUUAUGUUCCUGCACAGCAAGGGCAUCGUCUACAGGGAUCUGAAGCUGGACAAUGUCCUCCUUGAUAAGGACGGACACUGUAAGCUGGCUGAUUUCGGCAUGUGCAAGGAGGGCAUGUUUGAAGGUGUGGCCACAGGCACCUUCUGCGGGACUCCUGACUACAUCGCCCCAGAGAUCCUUCAGGAGAUGCAGUACGGGCCGUCUGUGGACUGGUGGUCUCUCGGCGUGCUGCUCUAUGAGAUGCUGUCUGGCCACGCCCCCUUUGAGGCAGAGAACGAGGACGACCUGUUUGAGUCCAUCCUGAAUGAGGAGAUCAGCUAUGCAUCCUGGCUGAGUGCUGAGGCAGUCAAUAUCCUGAAAGCUUUCCUGACUAAGAACCCUGCCCGGCGUCUAGGCUGCGUGGCGGCGGAGGGUGGGGAGAACGCUGUGACUAACCACGUCUUCUUCACUGGAAUCAACUGGGACAAGCUGAACUGCAGGGAGCAGGAGCCGCCCUUCAAACCCCGCAUCAAAACUGCAGAGGAUGUGAACAACUUUGACCCAGACUUCACCCAGGAGGAGCCCACCCUGACGCCCAUUGAGGAUCUCCUUCCCUCUGUCAACCAGGACGAGUUCCACAACUUCUCUUUCACCUCUCCUGAGCUGCUGGACGACUAGGAGGCCCUGUGUGAACCCCCCGCCCCCCCCCCCCCCCUGCACCUCCAGAUGACUGGAGCCAUACAGGAUCACAAUGUGUCUAGCUCUGGCUAGUUCACUGGCACAGUUGACUGUUAGGCACUGCCUUAGCCUGUAUCUCUAAUUUUGAAAGGCAGUUUAGACUCAGCCCUCGUCACUGUGGUAUAUGACUGUCUGGUUCUCUGUGGAGAGAGAGAGAGAGGUUACUCAAUGAGGCCAGAUUUUAGUCAGAUGUUUUUCCACGAUCCUUCCCUUCAUCUUUGGAAAACAUGGGACAGUCUUGACUUGUAACCUUGUGUAUUAAUGCGUAGUAAUGCUCUUACAGUAUCUGACUGCAAUGCAAAGCAAUUUUAAUGGCAAUUUGUCCCCUGAUAUGGAAAGAUGAAUUUGCCUACAGGUACUUCAAGAUGAAUACAAGCACUUUUUGAACUAA